Messenger RNA from Cuscuta campestris, 945 nucleotides. NCBI's taxonomy places the organism in Eukaryota, Viridiplantae, Streptophyta, Magnoliopsida, Solanales, Convolvulaceae. The record is from the annotation of a GenBank genome assembly.
AAAUAUUCAUGUUGAAAAUGAAGCUGCCGCAGGCGAGCCAACUCAGCUCAACGCCGUUGUGCUCCUCUAUGAACUCUCAUCAUCACAAGAAAAGGCUUCUCCAUGAUCAAUGCCAUGCCGGUGCCAUGACUACUUUAUCCAACGCCGAACAAUCGGAAAAGACUAAAUCACCGAGAAUAUUUACAUUUGGGCGAAAAAUAAGAGACAGCGUGAAGGGAAAGCUGAGCCUGGGGGCGAAGAUUGUUCAGGCAUGGGGAGUGGGGAACGUGUUCAAGUCGAAUUUCGCAUUUGAGGACGGCGAAAAACUGGUGAAGACGUUGCGAUGCUGUUUAUGGACGACGGCGGGACCCAUAGGCGGCCUUCUAUUUAUAUCAACAGAGAAGGUUUGUUUCUACAGCGAGAGAUCCUUCAACAUCCGUCGUCGCGUCGUCUCCUCCCCGCCCCCCGUUACGCCGAUUCGUUACAAGGUCACGAUCCCGCUGUCGAAAAUAAAGUGCGCGAACGGGAGGGGGGAUGCGAAGAAGCCGACAAAGAAGUAUGUUCAGGUGAUGACUGAAGACGAGUUCGAGUUUUGGUUCGUGGGAUUCAUGCGCCACAGUAGAACGUUGAGAUGUCUCCAGGAGGCAAUAGUAUCAUCUCGGAAUCAGUGUCAGCUUAUUGUGCCCCAAUCGCAAAUUCAAUAGGCUAAGAUUGCUUAGUUUUAUGUGCAGGUCUUUUAAUUUGUAUGUAUGAUGAAUUAUUAUAUAUACUCCUUUCCAGUUUCAUUUAAUCUUCUCAUUUGGCUUUUCUUUGUCAGAAUUAUUUGUAAAUUUUAUUCCCGAUAUUUGAAAAAAUAUUCUCUCCGCGACUCCGUCCCAAAAACUCUAAUCUCUUUCUUUUUUCCCCCACAAAAUCUCUCUUUUCUAUUGAAAAUCACUUUUAUUCCAAUUAAUUAUUCUUAACCUA